AUACCAACUGCCCUGGAUGAGACCACCAAACCCAGCUCCCUGGCAGAGCUUUAACCCGGAACACAAUGCUGGCAUCUCAACUGUUAAAGCUGUCUGCCACUGUUCUUCCCUGAGAUCACUCUGAUGUCACCAGUGUAAUUUGAGCCGGGAGCUUUUGUUCACACUUUAAAUAGCAGCGCUGGAAUGAGUCUGCCACAGACUCUCUGGAGAGCCCAAGCUGAAUUCCAGAAGAUCCCUACAUCGAUGAAAGGGAAGGGAAGCCAGCAAGCCGUCAUGUCCACGUCCCUGAGAGUCAGCCCGUCCAUCCACGGCUACCACUUCGACACGGCCUCCCGCAAGAAAGCUGUGGGCAACAUCUUUGAGAAUGUAGACCAAGAAUCGCUCCAGAGGCUCUUCAAAAACUCUGGAGACAAGAAAGCUGAAGAGAGGGCCAAGAUCAUCUUCACCAUAGAUCAAGAUUUAGAGGAGAAAACCCGAGCCCUGAUGGCCCUGAAGAGGAGGACGAAGGACAAGCUUUUCCAGUUCCUGAAGCUAAGGAAAUACUCCAUCCAAGUUCACUGAGGACAGCAGGACCGAGGAGGACUUCACCCCAGAAUGCACACUGAAAGACCCAGAGACACUGAGAAGCGGAGAGAGGCAGUGUGCUGUGGCUGCCUUGUAAACUUCCGUCCUGUCAGAACUCCGAGGUGGAAGGGGACAGAACUGACCAGCCACCAUCAGCCCCGUGCUGUCGCAGAGGUGAACAGAACGCUCUCAGCCAUGAUCUGAGAGCUCUGCUGCUGGCCAGGACUGGAGCUGCUGCAGGAGGCUGGCCAGCGGGGCAGGAGACCUGAGCCAGCAGGCACUGCAAGACACGUGUGCGGGGUCGCUCUGGGCCCAGAGACUCAGACUCAAAAGGACUGCUUUUCUCCUUUUCCUUCUCUGUCUGUCCCCUUUACUUCUCCUUUUAUUUUAUUUUUUAUUAUUUUUGUUGUUGUUUUGUUUUCAAAAUGAAACCAGGCAGGCAGAAGAAGAGAGUUAAGUGAGAGACAAUACUAAGCAUAAAUUGUUUACUGAAUUUUUUUACGUGAAUGUAAGCUAUGGUCAAACCUCAAUGUUAUCUAUUGGUAUCAAUUUUUAGAGAUGUUAUGGAUUAUUGAUGUGCACUUAUUACAAUGCCUGAAACAGCAGCACACAAGUGAUCAGUGCAAACAGAAGGGAUGUGGUAUCUUAUGCAGCUUAGUAAACCUAAUACCAGCUCUUGGUUUGUUGUAAAGAAUUUUGUAUGUAUAUAUAUACAUUUCAGACAGUUUGCACAAACCUAAAAUAAUGGGCUUCUUUAUAAAUCUGAAGUACUGUGAAAAAAUUAUGAUUUUUUUAUCUUCCACUAAUGCUAAGAUAUAAUCUAUGUUUCUUAUAGUUACUGUAAUAAGCAUUAGGAAGUGAAUAUGAUAUAGUUUAUAAAGAUGCUAUGGUUUCUAUAAUUUAUUACACAUGACAAGUGAUAUUCAACUCUAUAAUAAAUUAUUAUAAACUUAGAUGUUCUUGGCCUGUGAUGGUUGGUCUCAAAGGAAAAAAUAUGGUGAUGAUAAAUUUUGAAUUUUAUUUACUUUUCUAAAAAGUAGACUCUAAAAAUAAAA
Molecule: messenger RNA, 1619 nt
Organism: Octodon degus (degu)
Lineage: Eukaryota; Metazoa; Chordata; Mammalia; Rodentia; Octodontidae
Gene: Tcim
Product: transcriptional and immune response regulator
Exons: 1
Coding region: 184-561 (125 amino acids)
Biological process (GO): endothelial cell activation involved in immune response; negative regulation of Notch signaling pathway
Cellular component (GO): nucleus; cytosol
Molecular function (GO): Notch binding
Source: RefSeq, a predicted model, not a curated record